Peromyscus leucopus (white-footed mouse) is the source of this 1179-nucleotide messenger RNA. Its product is annotated as vomeronasal type-2 receptor 116-like. Gene Ontology annotation, biological process: G protein-coupled receptor signaling pathway. Bases 1 to 1179 code for a protein of 392 amino acids. Lineage: Eukaryota; Metazoa; Chordata; Mammalia; Rodentia; Cricetidae. Gene Ontology annotation, cellular component: membrane. The record is from RefSeq and is a predicted model, not a curated record. The transcript is spliced from 4 exons. Gene Ontology annotation, molecular function: G protein-coupled receptor activity.
AUGGGUGCUUAUGUGUACACAGCUGCAGGUGCAUUCCCUUACUCAGCUACCUGCAUCCUGCAGCAAAUCACAAUUGGAGUUUUAUUCACUGUGGCUGUUUCCACUGUGCUUGCCAAAACAAUUAUUGUGCUUCUGGCUUUCACAAUUACAGCCCCUGAAAGAAGGUACCUUGUGGUAAAAUGUGGGAGACAGUCUCCCAGCUGGCCUCCCCCAGAUGGUGCCCAAACAGGGACCAAGGGACUUGGCCAAAGAGGUGUCAUGGGUCAUCACAGAUAUGUGGAAAAAUGUGUGAGGUGUCCAGAGGACCAGUAUGCCAACAGAGAGCAGACACAGUGCAUUCCCAAAUCUCUGGUCUUUCUGACCUAUGAAGACCCCUUGGGAAUGACUCUUGCCUCAAUAUCCUUGUGCUUCUCUGCAUUCACAGUGCUUGUUCUUGUGGUCUUUGUCAAAAACCAUGACACUCCACUUGUGAAGGCAAACAACCAGAAUCUUAGUUACAUCUUGCUCAUCUCACUCAUGUUUUGUUUCUUGUGCCCCUUGCUCUUUAUUGGGCAUCCCAGCUCAGCUACCUGUAUUCUACAGCAAAUCACAUUUGGAGUUGUAUUCACUGUGGCUAUUUCCAUGGUGCUGGCCAAAACAGUGACUGUGCUUUUGGCUUUCAUAGUCAUAGCCCCUGGAAGAAGGAUGAGAUUCUUCAUAAUUUCAAGAGCACCCAACUACAUCAUUGUCAUAUGUACCCUUAUCCAAAUUAUUCUCUGUGCAAUCUGGCUGGGAGUUUCUCCUCCCUCUAUUGACACUGAUGCACACUCUGAGUAUGGCCAAAUCAUCAUUGUGUGCAACAAGGGCUCAGUUACUGCAUUCUACUGUGUCUUGGGAUACCAUGGUUCCCUUGCCUUAACAAGCUUUAUUGUGGCUUUCUUGGCCAGGAAUCUCCCUGACAAAUUUAAUGAAGCCAAAUUGCUGACCUUCAGCAUGUUAUUGUUCUGCAGUGUGUGGAUCACCUUUCUCCCUGUCUUCCACAGCACCAAGGGAAAGGUCAUGGUGGUGGUGGAGGUCUUCUACAUUUUGUCCUCAAGUGCAGGUCUUCUGGGAUGCAUCUUUAUCCCCAAGUGCUACAUAAUUUCAUUCAGACCAGAGAGAAAUUCUCUUCAAAAGUUAAGGGAGAAAUCAUCUUCCUAA